This is a messenger RNA of Ornithodoros turicata, 2445 nucleotides long. RefSeq lists its product as uncharacterized. The record is from RefSeq and is a predicted model, not a curated record. The transcript has 2 exons. The coding region runs from base 1 to 2445 and encodes 814 amino acids. NCBI's taxonomy places the organism in Eukaryota, Metazoa, Arthropoda, Arachnida, Ixodida, Argasidae.
AUGGCUGAGCCCGCUUCUGAGACAGGCACUGAGCAGGAAAAUGAGAAUCAUGGGACAUCACCCCAUUGUAGUGACCAUACCCCAGAUCAAGAGGAAAGUGUUGAUCCCAUGGACUCAGGCACUACAGAUGUCGGCGUUGCUGUUAGCGAUGACACACUCAGUGAACACAGUGCUUUUGAAGAUGAUUUUGACAUUGAUGAUACUGCUCCUGAGCCGUAUGAGUCAUCUGAACCUGACACGGACCCUGAAGAUUGUUUUCAUGAAGACCCUGAGGAUGACAACAUCGACAUUGCUGAAUUUAUGGAGGAGUACUCAGAGACUCUGCCACAUCAAACGACGACAAAAGCGCAAGCCCUACUACUUAUUUUGACCUUUGUUGUCACUGCUGGUCUCUCUUGGACUCAGGCGGAUGGACUUCUUAAAUUGAUUAAUGCACUGCUCGGAGACAAGGUGCUACCAAACAGCAAGUACAUGCUGCGUAAGCUAUGGAAUAAGAACAAAAGAGGCAUUCUGGAUCUCCAUUAUCUGUGUGAGGCGUGUGAAGCUGUGCUUGCGCAAUCAAGCAAAACAACAGAGAAAUCACUGACAUGUCACAUAUGCAGCACUAAGUAUGACGUGGCAGAUCUUACAGCAGCUGGUAGUUUCUUUGCCAUUUUGAACAUAAAGGGUCAGCUGCAGUCACUGCUGAAACGCUUUUCACGUUGUAUCCUGGAGAAUACGAUGAAAAUACGUUCAAGACUGUCAUCAUCAGAACUGUGUGACAUCACUGAUGGCAGCUACUACAAAAAUCUCCAAACGAGCGUCAACUGCCAAGACAUGGACCUGACCGUUACUUUAAAUAGUGACGGCUCCCAAGUUUUCAAGUCAACAGCGUCAUCUCUGUGGCCCAUCCAACUCAUGCUGAAUGAACUCCCGCUACCUUCGCGGUGGCAUAACAUUAUUGUCGCAGGCCUAUGGUUUUCAAAAGCACAUCCAAACAUGCUACUAUUCCUCAAGGCUUUUGUUGACAAAUUCAACGAUAUGGGCCCAAUUCCAUGGAGGAACUUCCACACCGGUGAAAUGAUUCUGUCAACCAUCCGUGCAGUGGCCUGUGUUGUUGACGCACCAGCGCGGGCCAUGGUGUUAAACCGGAAACAGUAUAAUGGCUAUGAUGGGUGUACAUGGUGUUACCACCCCGGGAAGUAUGUGGACGGAAGUGUGCGCUACCCGUACAAGGAGAGCAUGAAGGUUAGAACCCACAAAGAGGUACUCCGUGAUAUGAAGAAGGCUACUAUCCUUGGGACUACAGUAAACGGCAUCAAAGGGCUCAGUCCAGUUAUCCAGCUGAAGGGACUCAACCUCGUACGCAGCAUUGCACCUGAUUACAUGCACUGUGCAUUAGAAGGUGUCAUAAAGCAGUUCACAGAAUGCUGGCUCACGGAUUCCUCAGCUGGGUGCUACAUCGGUGGACAACUACAUAUUCUGAACUCUCGAUUACGCACAAUAUGUCCUCCAAUUUGCUUCUCACGGCUACCAAGGCCACUUACGGAAAGAGCUAUGUGGAAGGCAUCAGAAUGGAAAUGUUGGCUGCUUUACUAUUGUGCACCAUGUGUCAUGGAUGUCCUUCCUGAACGUUUUCUGAAUCACUUUUCUUUGCUAUGUGAGGCCAUUUUUCUACUCCUCAAGCACACCAUUCAACACUCUGAUAUUUCUAAGGCGGAGCUGCUGCUUGAACGUUUUGUUAGAGAAACCGAAACUUUGUACACACAGGGAAUGUGCACAUAUAAUGUGCAUCAAUUGUUGCAUUUGCCUGAAACUGUAAGGGACCUAGGUCCUUUAUGGGCAGUCUCAAUGUUCCCAUUCGAGUCUAAGAAUGGGAACAUCAUUCAGCAAGUCACUGCAGCCAACAGUGUUCCACUUCAGAUCGCUGAAAGGUGUGCAAUGCGUUGGAAGCUUUUUGAUUUGACAGACAGUGUACAACUUCCUAGCAACUUGCAUAUUUUUCGUGGACCUGUUACAAAGACAGUAUGCAAUAUGGUUCUAGGGCGUGAUCAGUCGCCACUUGGUAUUCCCCAUGCAGUGCAGCAGCUGUUAAGCCAACAUACUGAACACGUCAACCUCAAACGAUACCUCAGGGCCUCUGUGAAAGGUGUCAUCAUUCACAGUGUUCAGUACAAACGCACAAAGAGGACGUGCUCAAGAGUUGUGAAGUCCUCCUUUGGGACAUACUGUGAGGUCCAGAUGAUCUUGAAAGCAGCACACAGCAAUAAGAUCCUGUUUGUCUGUAGUGAACUCAUCAUUGGAAGUGCCCCGUUCCCAAUCAACCACAUUAUGAAAUGCGAUUUCCCACCUGAAGGUGAGAACAUCUGUCUUCUUGAGGAUGGGGACAUAGAUUGUGUUUGUGUGUUCAUGAAGGCAGACUCGAUGUUUGUUAGUGAGCUGCCAAAUACCUUCGAAAUCGAAUAA